Messenger RNA from Nomia melanderi (Alkali bee), 1853 nucleotides. RefSeq lists its product as uncharacterized. Lineage: Eukaryota; Metazoa; Arthropoda; Insecta; Hymenoptera; Halictidae. The record is from RefSeq and is a predicted model, not a curated record.
CAUCAGGCCAGGAGUCCCGGUGACGGGAAGCUCCUGGCCCAUGCAUCCAACACUGCCAUAAAACCGUCGCCCGGCCACCACUCUCUGCCACGUAAGAAGUCAACAGACCCGAGGAACGCCUCGGUGCAACAGUUCCAACGGGCCCAAUCUCUGAGGCGGAGCUGCCUGUCGCCGACCCAGUACCACCAUCAACAGCACCAUCAGCACCGCCAGCAAGAGAGUUCCCUGCACUUCGAAUACUUCGUCCCGAGGAGCGUCAGCGAGUUCAAUCUGGCCGCCGCUGCUGUCACCGACAUGGCCGUGCCGCCCCCGCCCCCUUCCUCCGUGCUCCGCCCCUCGUCCGCGAUCACUCCGCCCCUAGCCGCCGUCGGGAACCCGGCGAACCAGUCGCGGCUGCUCGAGUGCACCAGCACGGCGACCAGGAGCCGCGAGAAGAUGGUCACGUUCGAGGACGAGGGCGUGACGUCCACGCCCACUAGGAAGAACGUCUCCGGCCUGGACAAUGUUUUCAUGUGACGCUGCAAUUAUGGCUUGGUGGGACUCGAUCGUAUUCGGAUUGACGUAUUCGGGCGUGGACGUUGAAGGCGAUUCAGAACGGUUAGGGGAUUUAGGGGAUGAAUUAUGGUGGAUUUAAGAAUGGAGCCUGAGGAUCGGUUUGGAGGGAGAAUAGAGGCGAGAUUGAAGGGACGGGUGAAUGACGAUCGCCUCUCCGUUGACGGGACUAUCGAUGUACAGAUCGUCUGUAAGAAGAGAUUCGGGCAGGUGUAUCAAUGGGACUCCAUGAGUCCCCGGGGCCCAGUGGAAGCGGUCCGCCGGGACGAGAGACGCUAGAUUUCUACCGUUUAAAUUAUAACGACCGUUACUGUAACACUAAUCAAUACUCUUAUCGCUGCUGAUACUCUUCUUCUUACUAUUAUCGUUGCUAGGUUACACAGACGCCAGCCGGGCGGAAACUCACUUUGUACGGCGCGGGGAUGCGUCAGACUUCAACUAUCGAACUACGAGACUAUGUUACCUCUUUCACGUCGUGUUAUCUUUAAGUAUGUAAGUUACCGUUUAAUUAAGCAUCCGUUGGAUAAAAUGAUCGUUUGAGUAAGCGGAGGCGUUUCUGUGUUAGGCCCCGCCCAUCGCUUCGCUCCGCCCAUCGCUCCGCCCUUGGAGCCUCUGAUCGAGUACAGGUCGGAUCGUUUUUAUUAUAUUAGAUAAUUCGAUUCUAUGGGUUGCUUGUUAUCAGUGUUAUCGUUCGUUGAAUUGGAUUUUGUUUUGUACGUAUAUUUUAAGAUAUGUUUGUUCGUGCUUAAAGUAUAUACAUGUAUUGUGAACGAGGAAAGAGGUGAUGUAGUGGGACAAGAAAGACACAGCCUUAAACACUUAAAUAUUGUUACAAAAGACAAGAUAUCGUGUAAGGUUUAGAAGAAUGGACGGUCACGCAGCUACAACGGUCUGUCCUAGGCGUUAACACUUUAAGGGAAAAGAAUCUUGUUUAACCGAUGCGUCGGGAGUCACUUAAUUUUAAUACGAACCGACAUGCCGUGUGUAUAUGUAUGUGUGAGGCACGGAAAGUGCGGUUUCGACGGUGAACUUUCACGGACGACGACCGGCACAGAGGACCUCUCUGUCGAGCGUCUCGGUAUCAUUAACGGACCAAGUCUAGUCGACCUCAGUUCACGUGAAAGCAGAAUCGUUUGAUCGCUAGACUGGAUCGAGGCUCAACGAGUGUUCAAAUACGCUGUUUAUAUAUACAUACGUGUCUCUUUCUCGAUAAAAAUGGAUUUUCAUUAAAGCAGACGAAGUAAAACCGAGCUGUGUCUAUGGGCGUCUUUCUUUCCACGGUGAAACUCCUCCCAUGUACC